CCGGAGUGAAAAAGUGGCUAACUACGGGGGCCUCUUUUGCACUUUCGUAGAAAAAAAAAUGCCACGCCCUCUUUCUCCUCUUCCUCUGCAACUCUCAGAAACCCCUUAAAACCCUCAUAAUUAGGCACCCAUCACAUCAUCAUGCUUCCCAUGAUUCUAAGGUGUUUGAUUAGGUGGUGAGUGCUGAUUCUUCCUUAAAAUGACACAACAACCGUCAGUGAUUCUUGCAACAGCUAGUUAUGAUCAUACUAUUAGGUUCUGGGAGGCCAAAAGCGGUCGCUGCUACCGUACUAUCCAAUACCCAGAUUCUCAAGUUAAUCGACUUGAAAUAAACCCAGACAAGCGCUUCUUGGCUGCAGCUGGUAAUCCUCACAUUCGGUUGUUCGAUGUCAACUCAAACAGCCCUCAACCGGUAAGAAGCUACGAUUCACAUACAAACAAUGUUAUGGCAGUGGGGUUUCAAUGUGACGGAAACUGGAUGUAUUCAGGAUCUGAGGAUGGCACAGUAAAGAUUUGGGAUUUGAGAGCUCCAGGUUGUCAAAGGGAGUAUGAAAGCCGUGCAGCUGUUAACACGGUUGUAUUACACCCAAAUCAGACUGAAUUGAUAUCUGGGGACCAGAAUGGGAAUAUUCGUGUCUGGGAUUUGACAGCAAAUUCAUGCAGCUGUGAACUGGUACCAGAGGUGGAUACAGCUGUAAGGUCUCUAACAGUUAUGUGGGAUGGGAGCUUGGUAGUUGCUGCAAAUAAUCGUGGAACUUGUUACGUUUGGCGCUUGUUGCGAGGAACGCAGACUAUGACCAACUUUGAGCCACUUCACAAGCUACAAGCUCAUGAUGGAUAUAUUCUCAAAUGUCUUCUUUCACCUGAGUACUGUGAACCCAAUAGAUAUCUGGCAACUGCAUCAUCAGAUCACACUGUCAAGAUUUGGAAUGUCGACGGGUUCACAUUAGAGAAAACUUUAAUAGGUCAUCAACGGUGGGUAUGGGACUGCGUUUUCUCGGUAGAUGGCGCUUACCUGAUAACAGCUUCUUCUGAUACGACUGCAAGACUUUGGUCCAUGUCAACUGGCGAAGACAUUAGGGUGUAUCAAGGGCAUCACAAAGCAACUGUUUGCUGUGCCCUCCAUGAUGGAGCUGAACCCUCUCCAUCUUGAACCUGGGUUUGUUGUUUCUUCUUAUCAUUAUACCUUUUACCUUGUUGAAAGCAAGUUAAUGGAUUGCUGUCUUGUAAGUUUGUGUAAAUUAUCUGGCUGCAUUUAUAAAAUGGUCAUUUGAUGCUAAA
Molecule: messenger RNA, 1281 nt
Organism: Ricinus communis (castor bean)
Lineage: Eukaryota; Viridiplantae; Streptophyta; Magnoliopsida; Malpighiales; Euphorbiaceae
Product: target of rapamycin complex subunit LST8
Exons: 11
Coding region: 200-1153 (317 amino acids)
Biological process (GO): regulation of actin cytoskeleton organization; TOR signaling
Cellular component (GO): TORC1 complex; TORC2 complex
Molecular function (GO): protein binding
Source: RefSeq, a predicted model, not a curated record